Molecule: messenger RNA, 1367 nt
Organism: Xiphias gladius (swordfish)
Lineage: Eukaryota; Metazoa; Chordata; Actinopteri; Istiophoriformes; Xiphiidae
Product: protein AF-10-like
Exons: 5
Source: RefSeq, a predicted model, not a curated record
AGAGGUGUCGGGGUGCAGAACAUACGUGUGAGGUGUAAAUGCGCUGGCACCCAGUCAUCACCUCAGGGGUGUGAGAAGAAUGUGGCAGUGGAUAAACACAAAGAGCGAGACAGGCACAAACCAAAACACAAGAAGACCUCUAUGGACAUGUCUCCCUCCCUCGUCCUUCCAAACAUUAUGGUCCCAGACAAGACCUACAACAGCAGCAGCUCAGGGGGCGGCGUCACCUCUCUGCCUGCACCCUCGCAGAAACGACUGGACGAUGGCACUGCACGUUUCACUAAUGCUAACUUUCAGGAAGUGUCUUCUGCUCAUUCCGGCGGCAUUUUGAAAGAUGGCUUGGUUGCAGACACAGGAAAAGGGACGUCUGAGGUGAAGAAUAAGAAGAACAGUGGUGGAAGUCAUGUGGUGGGACAGAGGGGCGGCCGAAAGUCUCUCACCUCCUCAGGGAAACCCCUCCCCUCUGCCGUGGUCACCAUGGCAACCUCAUCUACAUCUGCCUCUGCUUCCACUGGGCCUUUCCACCAAGGCCUCCUGUUGACCAGUGCCAGCAAGAUGCCCUCUGCUCCUUCCUCCUCAGACUUCCUAAGUUUCUCUGAUUCAUCGUUGCGUCCUGGGGCUGGAACUACCUUCUCCUCCCCGCCGUCUUUCAGCAGCUGCCUUGUGAAGCCGAGUUCGGAGGGUGGAGUAUCAGAGGGCACUACAACACUCUUUGGUUCUCUUAUGUCCGCUACUACAGCUUCUGCAGUGGGCGGGAAACUGUAUGAGAAUUCCCACAGUCACACAGCUAGCGAGACGACAAGCCUCGGUGGGUCUGCUGGAUACAAACGGCCCCAGCCCUCCAGCUCAGGGCCAGGCAUCGGCGGAGCAGUGGCAGGAGGAGGGGAAGAUGGGGUGAAGAAGAAAAAGAAGGGCAACUGGAGAAACAGAUUUGGACCUUGCUUCACGACGGAUGUGAAGCCUUCAGAGCCAGCUCCCUCCCUGACUCUCCCUACCUCCUCCACAGCCAACACCUCCUCCUCCACUGCCUCCCCCUCCUGUUCAUCCUCAACGCUCUCAGGCCGACCGGGCAUAGUUUCCAGCAGUGGAUUAGGAGUGGGAGUCGGAGGAGGGGGAGAGAGGGGGCUGGGGGUCAUGGGUGUCACUGGUGGGAUUCAGAGGUCCCCGUCACUCCUCAGGAAUGGGAGUCUACAAAGCAACAGCGGCUCCACAACCACUGGGCCAGGUGAGGAAGACACAGAAACGUUAUACACACUAAACACAAAAGUUUCUCACAAAAAUAAUUGAGAGUUUUUAAGAGUUGAGGUCUCACAGGUCUCACGAUGAGAAAUAUUUUCUCAGAUGCCCCUGUCUGUCAGUGUCACCUG